ACCGAUUGGCCUCUCGGUUAUUUGACUUCCACUUCUUUGCUCUCACCCUUCGACGCCACGUCCGGGAUCCAUUGAACAACUCUCUACGCCAGAUCCUCCUGCUUCCAUUUUUCUCUAUAGGCAGGGAAGUAGAUGCACAGCAAGAUGGUCUGAUUUACUGAGAUAUAACUGAGGGACAGAGCGGAAGGCAUUGUUUAUUAAUGUGUAGCAGUGGUAGAGGGUGUACUGGCACCUGGCAGGACAAGUACUGGUAGCACUUUGGUAGUACCCGCGGAGGUUGGCUUCAUUGAAGUCUCCAUCUACAACGACCAGGGAUACAGAGUUUGAUCUCAAGCCUAUUGAUAACAGAGUAAGAUUCAUUCAGACCAAGCUUAAUAUCCACAGGAGGAUGAAUGCAGACUGUUGGCAGGAUAGCUGAGGUGAAUUCCCUCAUCACAUAGUGGGUAGUCAUUUAGACUUCUGAACUAAUCUAAAUCUGAAGUACAGCCUCCAUUGAGAAGCAAUCAGUGAGGACAAGAACUGGACUGCAUCAACAGUGCUUGGGGGAGAAAUCCACAAUUCUGGAAUUUCAACAUUGUUGUGAUUAUCAUUCUGAAUUCAAAUGUUGGCCCUACAUGUUUAGCAAGAACAGUGUGUUGGUGAACUGGGAGCUGGGCAGUCUUCACUGUGAUCCCAAUCCCAAUGUAUUCAGCAUUCCUGGUUGAUGGAAACAUUAAACUUUCCCAGCACACAAUUCAUUUCUAGAGGAAUAUCAGGCUUGUCGGUUUCAGUUUCGAUUUCCCAUUUCAGACAAUAAUCCGUAGGUCUCAGCCCAGCCCACUGACUAUAAAAGUGACCAGAGAGCUGGACCGUGUCCACUCGCUCUCUACUGAGCUCUGAGGCACAGCGGGAAUCGUCAACAAGCAUCAUGAGCAGCUCACCAAAAGAUUUGAUGAAAGAGAAGCUCGAUCAACUUCAGUGCCACUUCACAUGGAGCCCACAGAAGGAGACCAUUGACCUGGAGGAUAUGAUGUACAGAUUACAAGAUUCCAUAAACUUUGGAGAUAGAUAUCAAGCCACAUCCUACAACCAACUAGCUUUCAUACACUGCUUGCAAGGCAACAGUGAGGAAGCUAUUCAAAACUUAAAGGAGGCUGAAAAGAUUCUGAGGGAGAAUCACAAAGAUGCAUUUGAAAGAAACAGCAUCGUCACCUAUGGAAACUUUGCCUGGGUGCAUUACCACAUGGGACAACUGGCCAAGGCCCAGUCCUACCUCGACAAACUGGAGAUGAUCUGUAAACCGCUCACAGAUGGCCCUCGCUAUACAGCAAUGAUACCUGAAGUGUAUGGGGAGAAGGGAUGGUCAUUGGUAAAAUCAGCAGCUAAAUACUAUGAGGAGGCAAAGAAAUGUUUUGAGAAAGCUCUGGAGAAAGAUCCUGACAAUCCCAAUUGUAUCAUGGGCAUUGCAACUGUUCUGUUUCGUCUGGAAUCAUUUUCUGGAACACCAGAGAACCGUACAAAAAGUCAGUCUGUGCAGCAUCUGCGACGUGUACUGGAGCUAGAUCCAGAUAACUCUGUGGCCAUGGUGCUGCUUGGUCUAAAGCUGCAACAGUGCCAUCAAGAAAAAGAAGCAUAUAAAUUAAUUGAACAAGCAGUGCAGAAAUCCCCUGAUCGUCCAUAUGUGCUUCGGUAUGCUGCAUUAUUUUACAGAAGAGAAGGAGACAUGGAGAGAGCAGUCGAGCGGUUGGAAAAAGCAGUUGCAUUAUCUCCACACUCUUGCUUCUUGCAUCAUCAGAUUGCAAUGUGUUGCAAAAGUCAACUAAUGCCACUGCUGAAAAUUCCUCGUGGCACAAGUCAUGCAUUUCAGCAAAAAAGUAAAUUGAUCGAGAAAUGCAGAAAUCAUUUUGAAAAGGCACGCGAGCAUCGAAGUCUGGCUAUUAAGCCACAGUUGGAUUUUGCAGAGUUCUGCAUAAUGCUCGGAGACUACUCCAAGGCUGAAGAGAUUUACAGCCAUCUGGUGAAGAUAGUUGACACUCGUCCAGAAAACAUGCAAAACAUAUGUUUACAGGCUGGAUCGUUUGAACUGUACCAGAAAAGAUCUGAAACAAAAGCCGUGAGCCAUUUCCUGAAAGGUCUGAGACUUGAACAUGACUCAAAAGCACGGAGAGAAUGCAAGAAAAAAUUAUACCAGUGGGUUGACAGGAAGCUGUACUUUUCUCCACAUGACAGCAUGGCCCUUGGUGUCAAAGGGUCAAUCUAUCAGCUGGAUGGGGACAAGUUUAAAGCUAUUGAAUAUUUUGAGAAGGCCUUGGAGUUUGAUCGUGAUAAUGUGGAAUAUCUGAGUGCACUUGCUGCAUUAAGCCUUUCCCUUAAGGGCUAAAGUAAUACUGAGAGAUGCUUUGAUUCUGAUACGAAGACAGGUUUGGUGAGGCAAUUAUUUUCACUUGAUGGAUUCUUGCAGCACCUUCUACAAAUUAGACUAUUACUCACGAGAAUGUGAUUCCCAAACAAUAAUCUCACUGCAAUCAUUAUCUGCCUUUCUGCUGUGUUCUUGAAUGGCGAUGUCUUAAUUAUAGCAAGAAAACCCUUUGAUCCAUAUGAUACCCCUGCCAUAUAUAGCUCCUCAUAUUUUAGAUUAUAAUGUGUGGAGUAAAGAAACGUUUGUGACAGGAACGUUUUCUUUUGGAGACAAAUGAAGACAGCUCUGUAAGAAUCUUGGAACAUUUCUACUUCAUUUCAUUCACUUAUUAAUCCUGAAAUGUAGAUCCUGCUUUUCAAUUUGUUACAUGAAUCCUACUGAACAGGUGUAACUUUUGAAGAAUUAAUUUUGGAAUUGGAUUAAAUUUGCAAGACCAUAUUAAGAUGUCACCCUUAGAAUGGCUGAGAAAUGUAGUUUCAAAGUGAAGAUUGGAUUGGUGUGAACUUUAUGAAAGGAGUGUCAGCAAAUUAUUAACGGUAUCUUUCCAGUCAUCCAAGAAUAGUUCAAAAGGCAAUGCAAGAGUCAAAGAAGCAAGUCAUUCUAACAGUGCAACCUGCCAUAGGAAGACAAAGUGAAGGCAAUACUCCAAAUGCAGCUUCAACAACAUCAUGUACAACUGUAACAGAAUGUCACAAUUUCCAUACUCAGUACCCUGACUGAUGAAGGCUAAUGCACCAAAGUCUUCUUUACCACCCUGUACCAGUGACGCCAUUUUUAGGAAACUGUGCACCUGUAUUCGUAGAUCCUUUGCUGUGAUGACUACAUGGCAUGUCUAUAAUAAGAUAACAGAAAUUGGAUGCAUGUUCAAAAUGACAAGUUAUUGCUCCCUCAACUUUGAGCCCAAGAGAAAAAUAAGAAGGGAGCUCCAGAGAGGGUAAAUAUAUUGAAGUACUGGGGGCAUAAUGGUGGAGUUAUCCUUUGGAGACUUGGUCCGCUAUUUAGUAUGCAGUGUUCAAGAGUCAAGAGUGUUUUUGUUCAAUGUACAGUGGGCAAUAUACAGUGGGCAAUAUACAGUGGGCAAUGUACAGUGGGCAAUGUACAGUGGGCAAAGUUAUGAUUUGUUAUUCAGCACUAUGACUUCUUUGCUCUGGGCACGCUUGUUUUGAAUAAAAUAUAAAAUCUGAUCA
This is a messenger RNA of Leucoraja erinaceus (little skate), 3585 nucleotides long. RefSeq names its product interferon-induced protein with tetratricopeptide repeats 1-like. Lineage: Eukaryota; Metazoa; Chordata; Chondrichthyes; Rajiformes; Rajidae. Gene Ontology annotation, biological process: defense response to virus. Gene Ontology annotation, cellular component: cytosol. Bases 908 to 2359 code for a protein of 483 amino acids. Gene Ontology annotation, molecular function: protein binding. The record is from RefSeq and is a predicted model, not a curated record. The transcript is spliced from 2 exons.